AUGAGGGUGCGUGUGAUUUACGACUUUAUUGCUCAAUGGAAUGGUGAGCUAACUGUUAGUACUGGAGAGGAACUCACAAUCACGAAUCAAAAUGUUGGAUCAGGGUGGUGGCAAGCAGUCAACGAAUUUGGAAAGGAAGGUCUCAUUCCAUCAGAAUUUGUUGAAAUUAUUGAGUUACCAGAACCACUAACCCCACCUCCUCCUCUGCCUGCUACUGAAUUCGGGAAGGAGGUUGAUCGCUAUGAUGAAUGGGAUGAUGAGUGGGAUAGUGAUGAAAUUGAUCUUCCCAGUUCGAACAAAAAACCUAAUGACCAAUAUCAACAACCAGUUGAAUGCAGUACAUCGCAAACCGGAGGCAAGCAGAGGGACCCCCUUGUGUCAGCGUCUAAUAAUGUUGAUUACGUACGCAACGCACUUAUACGAAGGUUUUUUCACAGAUCAUUCAUCCGUAAUGGUUGUGAAGAUUUUUUACUGGGUCUUGAUCCACCACCUUUUCCUCAGACCGAAGCUAAUAUUGAUUAUGUAUGUGAUUCUUUCCAAUGGCGUCGUUUGUCAUCCGAUCUCACCAGUUGUAUUUCAUCGUUUCGUAAAGAUUCAAAAAUGAAGGGGAUUAAAAGUUUUAUCACCUAUCAAAUAACUAAUUCAGUUACUCAAAAACAAGUCAGUAGAAGAUAUAAACAUUUUGAUUGGCUUCAUUCCCGUUUAUUAUCAAAAUAUCCAUGCAUUUGUAUCCCACCAUUACCGGAGAAAGCCAUUACAGGUCGAUAUGAAGAUGACUUUGUUGAUGAACGUCGUAAAUGGUUACAACAAUGGUUAACUCGUAUGUGUAAACAUCCGGUUGUAUCUCAUAGUUCAGUAUUUAUUCACUUUCUUACUUGUACUGAUUUCAAGAAAUGGAAAUUAGGCAAACGUGAAGCAGAAACUGACAAAUUACAAGGUUUACGUUUUUAUUUUUCAGUGGAAUCAAAAAGUGGACAAACACCUCAUGACUAUACAGUUGAAAAAGCGGAAACAGCUGAGUCAUUUUUAGCUGAUUUGGAUAGAUCAACUAAAUUUCUAUGUGAAACAGUCGUUGAAUAUAAUCGGAAAUUAAGUAUUACUACUCGUAAAGAAUUUUCCAAACUGUCAAUGGCUUUUCUUAACAUGAGCAAAGCUAUUGAAUCGGAUGUUCAUACAAAACAAUUAAAUACAAAAUUAUGUGCUUCACUAACUGCUACUGGCAAUACAUUCAGAAACGUAUCAUGUAUCCAUGCAAUCCAGUCAGAAGCAACAACCAAUCUCCAAGAAUGCUUAAAAGAAUUCACUCGUCUACUGCCUAAUACAUCAACUAUUAUCAGUCUAGCUAAAGCUGCAUGUCUUACUGUUGACGAAUUAAAUCGUUGUAAUACCGAUGAACAAAAAUUAUGUCAAUCCGAUGUGAAUCGAAUUCAAUCUGGUGCAUUAUUGAUUACACGUUCUGUUCAAGCUGAAUGUAAUUUAAUUAUGAAUCAAAUUCGUGAUGAAUGGAUAAAUAAAAUCAAAGACUAUCUUCAUGAUCAAGCACGUUUUUAUCAUCAAAUUGCGGAACAAAUAGAACGGGCCGCGCAAUCUUUUGAAAUCAACUGA
Schistosoma rodhaini is the source of this 1605-nucleotide messenger RNA. NCBI's taxonomy places the organism in Eukaryota, Metazoa, Platyhelminthes, Trematoda, Strigeidida, Schistosomatidae. The record is from the annotation of a GenBank genome assembly.